This is a messenger RNA of Sodiomyces alkalinus F11, 1340 nucleotides long. RefSeq lists its product as hypothetical. Bases 172 to 1113 code for a protein of 313 amino acids. The record is from RefSeq and is a predicted model, not a curated record. Lineage: Eukaryota; Fungi; Ascomycota; Sordariomycetes; Glomerellales; Plectosphaerellaceae. The transcript is spliced from 2 exons.
CCAUAUCGGUGCUUGUUAGACUAAAAUUGAACCUCUGCUCUCCGAUUUGAAAUUUGCAGACCUUUUUGUCCUUUUGUCUUUUCUUUCUUUUUAUUUUCAUUUUAUUAUAUUUUUGGCAGGCGCGGUCACGGAGGACGUAGUACCCGUGUCGGCUCUCGAAUUGCUUACACCAUGCCACACAAACAUACAAGAAGAGACCAUGAUCCAUCAGCAUUCGAUUUGCCUCCAUCCCAGAUCGCGAAACCUUUGCCUGUCAACCGUAGCCGCAAACAUGAAGAUGCCAGUGCAAAGACCUCGUCUGCGACAGGCCCCAAGAAGCGCAAGGCUCGUCGCGACCCCGACGAUGCUCCGCGUGCCUUUAAGCGCCUAAUGUCCUUCGCCCAGGGCAAGAAGCCCAGAUCUGGUCUAGAUGACGGCUCUACCCCAUCGAAGAAACGCGCAAAGGCGACACCCUCAACGGCCGGCCCUACCGGCUCUACAAACCCCCAGAUGCCAACCAUCCGCCCCGGAGAGAAGUUGUCCGACUUCGCGGCUCGAGUUGAUGCCGCCCUUCCGCUUUCCGGGCUCGUGACCAAAACCGUCAAGGACGGCAAAGAUCCCCUGGGUCUCAAAGUGCGCCGCACCAAGAAGGAGAGGAAGAUGCACAAGCUCUACGAACAAUGGCGGGAGGAAGACAAGCGAAUCAAGGAAAAGCGCGAGGAGGCCCUGGAGGAGGAAGCCGAACGCCAGCUGGACCAGGACUUGGCUAACGGGACCCUGACCACCGAGUGGCCGACGCAUUACGACGACGCGACAGAGGAAGGAGGCAAAAAGAAAAAGAAGAAGAAGAAAGGCAAAGCCAAUGCGCCCGACGAGGAGGACUUGUGGGAGCAGCUGCAGAGGAAGGCGAAGGAAGCGAAGCCGAGUCUCCAUGACGUCGCGAAAGCUCCGCCCACCUUGCCCAAGAACAUCCGUGCAGUUUUUAAAGUCCGCGGUGCCGCUGUCGACGUCGAGAACGUCCCCAAGGCUUCUGGCAGCUUGAGGAGGCGCGAGGAGUUGCAGACCAUCCGCACUGAAGUGGUGGAAUCUUAUCGGAAGGCGAGAGACGAGAAGCGGGCCCGGACUGUAUUGUGAUCAAAAUAUUCAAAGAAUAUAGGAGGCCGUACUUGUUGCACGGUAUUAAGACCAUCUUACGGACUCGUGCUGUGGGAAUCUCCUACGUGGCUACAUGGUAUGAUUGGAGCUUCGGGGGUGUCCUCCGUACUGCUGGACCGGAUUCAGUGGCAUAUCGAACAGGAAUCGAAGCGACAAGUUACGAAGCCAGCACCCGCUCAAAAUCAAAGUAUUUUGCGAACAACAUA